AUGUUACAUUUGGAAGAACCCGCUUUAUAUCUUGUUCUCAGAAUGCAAAUAUUGCUUGAUGGAAAUAAUUUUAAAAAGAAUAUUAUCAAUCAUUUAUCGCGAUUAAAAAAAGUUUUAAUAUUCGAUAAUAAAGUCAUUUGUUGUGUUGAUUAUUUUCGUGAAAAUGGACUCUGUCAAUGCCAUAUUUAUUCAUAUCCAUAUUCGCUGACACAUUAUCGAAGUAUCGCAAACAGUUUUCCAGGUGGAUUUUUUAAAUGUGUUCGUCAAGUAUCGUUAUCUGAUGAAUGUCCUUUUGAACAUGAAUUUUUUCUUCGAAUUGCACAAUCAUUUCCAUGUCUUAAAACCUUAUCUGUAGCUGAUUGGAAAGCUCAAAAACAUAAACAUUGUCGAACAAGAAAUGGCAAUGAUAAACGUCAAUCAAUCAUUGAAUAUCCUCAUCUUGCCAAUCUUGAUCUUCUCUGUGUUCAUGUUGAUUAUGUCACACAAUUUCUCGACAACAAAAAAACAUCUAUACCAAAUAAUCUCUCUGUUUGUGUCGAUUAUCGUUCUCUACGAAAGGCCACACACAAUUUCACACGAGACACAUCGUGA
This is a messenger RNA of Rotaria sp. Silwood2, 591 nucleotides long. The record is from the annotation of a GenBank genome assembly. NCBI's taxonomy places the organism in Eukaryota, Metazoa, Rotifera, Eurotatoria, Philodinida, Philodinidae.